AUGUCUUCCAUAGUGGGUGCUCGACAUCAAUUGUCUCAUAUACACCGCCUGCAACCGCAGUGUCAAUAUGAGCGUCUGAUAAGAAGAGGACUCCCGAGAAGAGGCUAUGCGACGGACGUCCCGAAGCAGCCACAAGCUGAGAGGUUUUCUGAGCCGUCGCGACCGGCUCAAUACUACGCUAGGCCUAACGCACCACAGAGGGACCUUCCAUCGAUAAAGAGCAGAUGGCCUUUGGUCCUCGUAGCAAGCGCGCUGGGCGUGACAGCUUGGGCCGCGUUCUACCUUUACGCAACCAACCAAGAAAAGCUCUCUAGCUCCGUCAUGAAGCAGAUAAUGAAUAUGGUGAAGGAUGAUCCUGAGCUGCGCGAGGUGCUGGGCGAGGCGAUACGACCCGAACCCAAGUGGUACUUGAACGGUGAUCCGUGGAUCGAAGGCGUGAUAAACGUUCUUCAGGGGCACUGUGAUGUUAGCUUCCGGUUAAAGGGUCACAAAGGUGCCGGCACGCUCUAUUUUACGAGCGUUCGGAAAGCCAAGGGGGAACCCUUUACCAUCUUACGAUUCAAAAUUAUCGCCGACGAUGGAACGGUGAUCCACAUUCCCGUGAAGGAGGUACGAACCAAAUGAACUCUCAUACCUGAGCCAGGCAUCAUUGUACUAUAAUAUCUCGACAAGAGAAUAAUCACUGUAUAGUAAUUUGCGACCAAACGGGCAAUAACAUCAUAGCAUCUCAGCUCAACGGCUACCAGUAUGAAUGAAGGGGGGCGGUGAUCGUGGUACAUCAGACAUGGUAUUCACUUGCGUGCCGACAAACUUAUCGUCCAACCCCGGC
Messenger RNA from Gloeophyllum trabeum ATCC 11539, 829 nucleotides. RefSeq names its product DUF1783-domain-containing protein. Lineage: Eukaryota; Fungi; Basidiomycota; Agaricomycetes; Gloeophyllales; Gloeophyllaceae. Gene Ontology annotation, biological process: mitochondrial respiratory chain complex IV assembly. The record is from RefSeq and is a predicted model, not a curated record. The transcript has 5 exons. Gene Ontology annotation, cellular component: mitochondrial inner membrane. Bases 1 to 624 code for a protein of 207 amino acids.